This is a messenger RNA of Podarcis lilfordi (Lilford's wall lizard), 20424 nucleotides long. Lineage: Eukaryota; Metazoa; Chordata; Lepidosauria; Squamata; Lacertidae. The record is from the annotation of a GenBank genome assembly.
GUGAGACUGGGUGUAACGGCUAAGUAAAGUGACACGGGAAACUGAGUCUUGGCCAAUCAAAGAAGACCUUUCUUCCCUGAUAGGCAUUUGUUAAGGUAGCAGCAGUAGCUGCUGCUCUCUGCCAAGGGAGGAGCUGGGUGUAUUCCUAGUUACCAGCCAGGUUUUGUUAUGUGGGUAAAUAUUUUGCCAGUUGAGAAAAUGCUGUUAUGCCCCAGGCCCUGAGCGUUUUUUGCUUUGAAGUAAGUCCCAUGCAGUUUGCCUCGCAUGUGAAAGCGAUUAUAAAGCAUCGCAGCUUGACAGCCCGAUCCUAUUCUGUGCAUGUCUACUCAGCGGCAAGGCUGCAUGCCUAUUCAUGCUUUUCUAGAGGUAAGUAAGUCCCAUUAAAUACAGCGGUGCUCGCCUCUGAGUAGACAUGCCUAGGACGUGGCAGCGUCUUCGAAAUAAGAGAAGAACUUCAUCUUGGGAAGGCACCUUGUUAAACCUUUUUAAUGAGUUUUUAUGUUCCUCUUUCCUCCUGCAAAUGGAGCUGCCCUAAGUGGCCAACAACAAUCGUUAGAGCAGUAAUAAGUCAACAGUAAAACCAAGAAGUUCAUAGCCGGCUGAGCUCCAGACUAAGACUGCAACCCUGAAAACAUUUACAAAGAAAGUAAGUCCCAUUGAAUUCAAUGGGGCUUAUUCCCAGGUGAAUGGGGCUAGGAUUGCAUCCUGUAAGAAUGUUAUAAACACUUGGGGAGAAUAAUACAGUUUGAUUUCCCUGUGGAAGGGGCUGCCGCUUGUCGAUUACGGCAGCAUCAGUACAGAAAAGGCCUUCCAAUGAUACAGCAGAUUUAAGGGAACUCAGCAGGUCUGAAUCUAGCCAGGCCUAGAUAAGAGGCUUCCUUGGGUUCUUUGACUGAAGAAGAGUGAGAUACAGAAAAGUAACCAAUAACCCAUGUAUGGACAAAAUAGAAACAAGCUAAUUAUCAUGAAAAUAUUUAUUUAGUGGCCGGGAAGCUUUUCUCAAGGGUCUGUAGAUGGCUUACAGUCAAUAACACAAAUGGAAAUGUUUCUGCUUCAAACAAGGAUACUGUUAUGAGUUUGCAGAGGGUAGGCUGUAUGCCUGAGCCCCCUUCCAAGUCUUAGAUCCAGCGUGAAUGCAAUUCCUGGAAUAGCCAGGCUAGCUCCCAGGUGAGGUAAUGACCACCUUAAGUAUGAGCCAUUAAGGUAACAAAGGAAGUGGCUCUGUGUCAGAUAACGAAUGUACCUCAAAACUCUGGUUGUUAGAAAUGCAACGGCAGAGUUGUGGUAGGUAAUGUAGAAGCCAGCAGGCUGUGCAGCUAGGAGACAAGGCUAUGCCAGAUUUCUGCUGGAAUCCAAGGCCAUGGCUAUAGGAGAAGCAAGACCUGCUGUGAACCCCUCCAUUGUAGGCUCAGGUGGUAUAUAUGUAUAGAUAAACAACACAUCACAAAGACACCACAGUCUCUGCUGUCCCUCAUUCAAAAGGAAGCACGAACCCUGGACAGGCACCUGGAACCCCUGGAAUCUUGCACCACUCAGGAGAUUGGGAUGGUGUGCAACAAUACUUUUCCUCCAUUGGGGAUGGGAGAAUUUUGGUUUCUCUGUUUCUCAUUUUUCCAAACUCAAGUUGAGUUCUCCACGGCCUCUGCCCGGUAUAUCUGAAGGAGCGUCUCCAUCCCCAUCGUUCAGCCCGGACACUGAGGUCCUUCUGGCAGUUUCCUCACUGUGAAAGUGAGGUUACAGGGAACCCAGGCAGAGGGCCUUCUUGGUAGUGUCGCCCGUCUUGUGGAAUGCCCUCCCAUCAGAUGUCAAGGAAAUAAACAACUAUCUGACUUUCAGAAGACAUCUGAAGGCAGUCCUGUUUAGGGAAGCUUUUAAUGUUUGAUGUUUUAUUGUGUUUUUAAUAUUCCGUUGGAAGCCACCCAGAGUGGCUGGGGAAACCCAGCCAGGUGGGUGGGGUAUAAAUAAAUUAUUAUUAUUAUUAUUAUUUCCACAUCAAUUUGCAAUUUUUUGUAAAAUCCUCGUGAAAACUCAGCAUCUUAGCGUGAAUUUCUAAUAUGCAUAUUUUUGUAUGCAAUUUUGCCUUACGUACACAUUUUUGAAAGCAAUUCUCCAUCAUAUGCUGCAAUUGUGUAUGUUAGUUUCACUAACAUGCAUUUUUAUGCACAUUUUACCCUAGUACCUUUUUGGUGCACUUUACUUGGCUGGAUAGCAGCAUUGCAAAAUUAUGAGAAGUGUAAAUUUCGAAGGGUGACUGUGAACUGAAUCAAAAUUUCUCCCCCGAUCCCUAAUUGAAAUAAAUAAAUUAGUGAAUGAAAGCGGUCCAUACCAAGGCUUGUGGCAGCAUGCAGCAUCCUCAGAAAGCAGAGCCCACUGAUAGUGCCAGUCCCCACCCAUCCAGCUGGUUUCUUGGCCCAGGCUUAUGGCAGUAGCAGAUGGGAGCUGCCCAUUUCAAUUUUCCCAUGAUUGCUCCAGAGAACAUCUCACUGGAUUGUGGCCCUGUUACUUCACCUUUCUAUUAUAUUCACUCCGUUCUCAAUAGAGACAAUGGUUUCUAGUCUCACUACAGGUAUUAAUUUGUUUAGGAAUGCUAAGAUGAUUCUACUGACAUCAAUCACUGCUGUUAUCAAUGGUCAGGGUGUUCAUCUUGCAUGUGCCUACCAUCUUAAUUGAAUUGUCACUUCACUCAGCAAUACUAAGAUGAUUGUGCUGUCAACAGUUGCAGCUGCUAUGAAAGCUCAUUUUGUGCACAUGAAAGGUCCAGUUCAAUUACCACAUAUUGUGGGUAGUAUCUAAUGCCCCCAUUCCAUUAGCACAAGUAUUUGUGCAAUGGAAUUCUUUUCUGUCUGCAUGCGCUCAGCAGCUUCCCCAAAUCUGCUUCAAAGGGUUGGGGAAACACCCAGAGCAGGUUUUAGGGGCUCAUGAGGGGGGUGGGGAGUUCUGCUACACAAGCAGAAAUCCUUGCACUAACCUUUUUUUAAAAAUAUAUUUAUAUAUUGCCCUUCAUCAAAAGAUCUCAGAGCGGUUCACAAAUGACUGACAAUGCAAUUUUGAUGCAAGCUUGUUCUUUUGGACUCCCAUCAGAUGUCAAAGACAUAAACAAUUAUACGACUUUCUGAAGGCAGCCCUGCGUUGGGAAGUUUUUAAUGUCUGAUGUUUUGUUAUGUUUUUUAUAUUCUGUUGGAAGCUGCCCAAAGGGCAACCCAGUCAGAUGGGCAGAGUAAUAAAUUAUUGUUGUUAUUAUUAUUAUUACUACAGUAUUAUUAUUCCAUUAUCAUUUAACACCAGCUUUACAUACACACCUUUUCUCUUUACAGUGGUACCUUGGCUUAAGAACAGCUUAGUUUCGGAACAACUUGGAUUAAGAACACUGCAAACUGAGAAGUAGGUGUUUUGGUUUGUGAACUUUGCCUUGGAAACAUAACAUGUUCCACUUCGUCUUGAGUGUGUUCAAUUUGUAAAUUGAGUCCCCUGCUGCUAUGGGAAAGCAUGUCUUGGUUUAUGACCGCUUUGGUUUAAGAAUGGACUUCCGGAAUGGAUUAAGUUCAUAAACCAAGAUACCACUGUACUGGAAAACUGAACAUCACACUCCAUGCAUCUGGUCCAUGAAAGUUUUUUCCAUAUCAAAUAGUUAUUGGGAUGUAUCCAGUGCUAGCCCUGCUCAGACUCACUGAAAUUAAUGAACCUAAGUUAGUCGUUAAUUCCUCUGGAAUAAUUCUGACCACUCAAAAGAGCCCUCAUUCUAGCACAGCCUUAUCCCACAACCUCAGAUUACAAGGCAACCCCACAGCAGUCAAAAUACCCAGCAACAGAAGAUUGGCCUGCUCUCCUGGGCGGCAUUAGAUAAGGACUUAAUGCCUUCUGGCUAUCACAUUCAGACUUUCUCAGCUACUUUCUCUCUUUUAACUCAAGGAAUUAACACCCGCUUCCCUUUUGAAAUGCUGUAGUUCAUGGACACACCAUGUCUUCUCAGUAUCCUCCAAGUCUCCGGAUUCGCCUGCCUGGGCUCAUUUUCUUUUUGGAAGCUGCUUUUAUCCUUAUAUUUUUCUUUUUCUUUUCAUAUGACCAUCAAAGUGUUCAAAAAGACCUUGCGAUCUACCCAGGUAAGCCUGCUUGUUAAUUGAAAUUAGGGUUGCAGGUGUUAUUCUGUUUAAUUAGUAGGUUAAUUGAGCAAAUACUUAAGUGGCUGGGGAGAGUCUCCAAGGGUGAGGCUCGAUUUCCCCCAAAUGAGAAUAAGUUGAUUGCAUUCUUUUAAGUAGUGUUAGUAUUUGAUGAGUUACAUCUGGAGUGUGUUUAUGUCCGCAUGUAAAAAGUGACAAACAAAUGUAAAUAACAAAUGAAUAAUGGCCUCUGUUGCACGCAGCAUUUCAAGAUGUCAGCAUCAUGGUGGUCUUGGGCUUCGCCUUCCUCCUGGCCUUCCUGAGAAGAUAUGGCUUCAGCAGCGCUGGAUUCAGCCUUUUCCUUGCAGCCCUUGGAGUGCAGUGGGCUUUGAUUGUGAAUGGCUUCAUUUUCCAUUUCUCAGAUGGGCAAGUGAAGAUAAAUCUGCAAAGGUAGAUAACACGCUUUACAGGGCCCUGCCUUGACCAGUAGUUGCUAUGUCUGAGGCUUUAUGGAUUUAGUUUAGAAUGUUUCUUUGAAACAUGGGCAGCUGGAGACCAAGAAAUAUUGCUCUUCUCUCUCAUUCCCUCUCUCCCUCCCCCCUCUCAUUCACAGAGCAAACAAUAAUGCUAGGCUUCCCAUCCUCAUAGCUGUUUAUUAUGAGGGCAACCAGAACGAUCAAGGGGCUGAACUCAAAAUGAAUGAGCCUGUUCCCUUUCUUAAUGAUGUGCUUCGUCUUCAUUCCUGGUGUGCUCCAAACACAGACCCCCCACACACCUGCAUUUAUUAGCUAGAGCAGCCUUAGUGAGCCUGGUACCCUCCAGAUGUUUGGGACUGGGGUUGAUGGGACUUGGAGCCCAAAACAUCUGGAGGGUGCUAGUUUGGCAAAGUCUAAGCUAGAAAAUAAGUGUUUGAGUGAGUGGAGUAGUGAAUGUAUUAUACCUUAUUGUCAGGGCAUCUGCAGCUCUUUUCAUCUCACCUGUAGCAUAAAUCUCUAUUGGUGUUUUUUUUUUUCUUUAAAUGAAAUGAUUCUUCAACAUUCAGGCCAACGCAAGCAAUGCAUAAAAACCAGUUCUUCGGGGGCAUUGUUUGGUACUUGCAAGAUUUGCAGUAUAGACUCAUAGAUGCACAUUUGUGAAAAAUUUGCACAUGCCAAUUUACAUGUAAAGAUGCAAAAUUUAAAAUUUAAAAGUCACAGAAGGCGAGAUAAUGCGUUUUCCAUCCAAAUCACCUCAGAUACAUUUGUCAGUUAGUCAACCCAGCAGAUCAACCCGAAUAAUUUCCUCUUCAGUUCAUUACCCAACAGAGCUUGCUCCAAAUCAAUUAAAUUUUCCUUCGAGUACCCGAUUCUUUAUCCCCAAAUCAUAUCCAGAUAAAGUCAUCUAAAGUUAAUUUAUUCCCUCAAAUUAAUAUCCAGCCAGUAAUGCAGAUCAUCCUUCAAUUCAAUUUCCCCUGAAUCCAUUGCUGACUCUGAUGCACGCAAGGCAUUUAGGAAAAGAUUUGGCGCCACCCCUAGUGACAUCCUCGGCAGUUUCUGGAUACUCAGAAUUUUUUCAGGCUUGUGAAACUCCUCAGAAUUUACUGUGGACCAUCUGCAGCCUAAAUCAAUACACAGGCCCAGUGGAGGGCUAGCUAAACCCAAUAGCUAUGGGGUGGGGAAUCUUUGGCCCUCCAGAUGUUGGUCAAGUACAGCUCCCCUCAUCCCUCACCAUUCUUGCUGGGUCUGAUGGGAAUUGUAGUUCACCAACAUCUGAAGGGCCAAAGUUUCCUCACCCUUGCAAUAGACAGUAGAGGCCCUGGCCUGGGAAGCAGAAUCCAGAGGUUUCUAGCUAAUUGGGAAACAGGAGGAGCAAACUAUCACUUGUAAAAGAUUUCCCCAGCUAUGGAUAUUUCUCACACACACAUACACACAGAGUUUUAUGUAAGUUUUAUUUUAUUUUAUUGCAGAUGGGUUAAACAAUUAGAUUGCCUGACCAGCUGUCACCUGAGUAAUAAAAAAGAUUGAUUAAUCGUAUGAAAUUUGGUGGAUUAAUCAACUAAUUUAUUAAGUUGCCAUAAAUGUCCAUAUAAUUAAAGCCCUACUUCUGGAGAAAAUGCAGUCUUGGCUUUGCUUUUAGAUGACGUUAUUGUGUGUCAUCCCAGGCGCCAUGUCAGGGCUCUGAUGAGUGUGUGGCAGAGGCAAGGGGACUGGAGACUGACCCAGGAGAUAGGGCCAGAGAUUUAUGGGGUUUGGUGCCACCUGUGAGGCAGGAACCAGGGCAGCAGGGAAGAGGAAGGGUCGGAGCAGGCAGAGGUGGGGGCACAGGACCUGUCAGGAGUGGAGGAAGAGGCUGCUGAGAUGUGGGGUGUGCCAGUCAAAUCCCUGCCUUCCCCUGCCCCACUGUUUCCUAGAAGCAGGAGGGGCCUGAAGAGAAAACAAUGACAACUUCCAUGCAGGAGAACCCCGUCCUCCGUCCUCCCCCUACAUGCCCCCUAAAUCUGUUAUGGGAGUUCAUGAAAUCCUCUAGAGAUUUGUGGAGGUUCAGGAAGCAUGGGGAGAGGAGAGGGGGAAAUUUUGAUGCACAAUCGGAGAUGCUUGUGCUGAUGGAACAAGUUAGUUGGCUAUAUCCACUCUGUCUAUAUCCUAUUUGUGGAUACCACCCAGUCUCCCAAUCUGGAGGAGGGGGCUUCUUCAGCACUCUAAAAUGAUGCUACGGACAAUACUGCUUUCUCCUUUUUCUUUUCCCAAAGCAUCUUGGCAGCCAUUAUGAGUAUUACAGCGGUGCUGAUUUCAGCUGGCGCGAUCCUCGGCAAAGCCAACCUGAUGCAGUUAAUCUGCAUGGCUGUGGUGGAGGUGGCUGUUUUCGCUGGGAACAGAUGGAUCAUUGUGGCUGUUCUGGGGGUACGUAUAGAAACCUCUUUGCUACUGAGACAAGGCGUGGGGUGGGUGAUUCUGUGGCAGCUUCCCAUUUCCAGAGGCCUUUUCCCCUCUGGAACCGUCCCUUUGUGGUAUCUGAAGGUCAAGCACAGCUGCCCUGUUUUGCCAUCUUCCCUAAUUGGCAUUAGCUGCCAAGGCAGCCUUUCUCAAGAGUGGCUCUCUGUGUCUUAAGACUUAAGGUUGCUGGCCUCUAGUAGGUUUGAUAACCAACCCUUGGUGCUGGAUCAGACCAGAGGCCCAACUUGUCCAGCAUCCUGUACCCCACCAGCAGCCAGCAAGGAGCUCUAAUGGGAAGCCCUCAGCAACAAGUGGCUUGUUUCCCUGGAACUUUAUCUGGCUCCGCCCCAUAGGCCAACUUUGACAGGUGGGGAGGGGCAACCCACCUGUCAAUCACAUUAUGUCAUUAUGGCACCACAUGAUUGAUAGGUGGGUCGUCCUGCUCACCUGUCAAAAUCCCUUGCGCAGCGUUCCCCAAGCACCAAGUAUGGGGUUGGCAAGGGCUUCUUUCUCCUCUCCCCAUCAUGAGCAGGCCCUCUCAUAGCUGAGGCCUGCCAAAAAACCAACAAACCAGGGUUGCUUGCCUUGGAUGUGUGUGCCAGUUCCCAGCACAAUUGAACCCUGCAUUUUCACCCAUCACCUGAAGUUAUGAGUGAUGUUAGCUGAUUGACAGGGGUGUGGCUUUGGGGAAAUGGCCUCAUGGGCCAAAUUGGAUCCCGUGGUGGGCCAAGAUUGGCCCGUGAGCCAGAGGUUCCUGACCCCUGCUCUGAACUAUGGAGAUUCUGUUCAGCUGUUGUGCAGUGAUAGAUAACCCUCUUCCACACCGUUGUCUAAUCCUGUAUAUUAAUUUCAAGCUCAGUUCCCUGAGUGGGUAGGCAAAAUAGCACAGCCCAUGCAGAUUUGGCGGGGUGGGGGGGACCCAGAAUUUGCAGAAGUCAAAAUAACUUUAGAGGGGGAAUACCCUGCAAAGUGAGGGUGGAGCAGCCUCAGUGGGUAUGUUGGGGUGGAAAACAGAAAACCAGAGAGAGGAAUAGGAUAUGGGAGAGGGCAGAGUUGGCUGGCUGGCAGGCACAUGGAGCAGGAGCACGCUGCAACGUUUUUAUUGCAGUUCCUACAUAAUAUAUAUUAACGGAAGAGCUGUGCUGAAUCAGAUUAAAGUCCUGUCCAUUCCAGCAUCCAGUUCCCCACAGAAUACAUUCCACCCUGGCUCUCUAUGAAAUGGUGACUGUUUUUUUGUGGUCUACAGAUUAAGAGCCACAUCAGCUUGAUGCAUGUUCAUUUGUUUGGGACAUUUUUUGGCUCCACUGUCUCCUGGUUCCUCUACAAUUCCUCACAGCACCCAAAAGUUGAGAAAGAAAGAUCAAAGCCUGCCUCUGAUGUGUUUGCAAUGCUGGGUAAGCUGUUUUCAUCAGUGUCCUAAGGCAGGGUUGGGAGGUCAAACAAAUCUCUUUACUGGAGCUUGAAACAAAUACGUUUUGAGAAAUUUUCCCCAGUGGAUGUUGAUGUUGAAAUGUGGCAUUUGACAUAGUAGGAUACAUUAUUCAGCAACUGGCAUUUGAUUUCUGAGUUUGAUUUCAACAAAGAUCUGACAAUAUUUGGUGUGUGUAUAGUUCUGGUGACUCAACUUCAAGUGUUCUUAAAUGAAACUCAGGCUGCAUACACACUAUAGAUCUCAAGCGCAUUCAAAGCACAUCCCAACUCCCCCCAAAAUCCUGAGAACUGUAGUUUAAGGGUGCUGCAGUUCUCAGGAUUCUGGGUGCGGUGCAUUAAAUGUAUGGCAUGUACAUGGCUGUGACUAUAUGGAAUCUGGGUUCAGGCCCAGUUCUGGAACUGUAUUUGUCUUGGCGGAUGGCUUUUGCCAUGCACUAAGCCUAUCUCUUGGUUCUGCUGGAUCUCUCAGUAGCUUUUGAUAUCAUGGAUAUCUUUCUGGGGCAUCUGCCUGGGGGUAAAGUGACCAUGUGUCCUGCUUUUACAGCCAUCUAUUUGAAGGAGUCCUUUGUUUGAAGGGCUGCCUAGUCCAAGUCUGGUUUAAAGAGAAAGAAACCUACAGAGGGACCUUGAAGUUGCCCGUCAGCAGCACCUGGGCAGCGAACUGAGCAGGAAAUCUUGCCACCUGGCCACAGUCUUCUUCACCAUUAAGAAUGUCAAGAAUUGUUAGGAGACCCAUAUUCCCCUUAUAGAACUGCGGUCCCUAGAGUUUCCUGAGAAGAGGGGUUAAACCACUCUGGAGGUUGUAGCUCUGUGGGGACAGUGGGGGGUCACGUAACUCCUUGCACCCUUAACAAACUACACUUCCCAGGAUUCUUUGGGGGAAUCCAUAGCUGUUUAAAGUGAUCUGAUAUUGCCUUCAGCUUGAAGUGCCAGAUUCAGUGUAAUAAUUACAAACACAUUUGUAUGUGCUCUUCAGGCUGAACCUUCAUGGAAACAGUCUUAUAGAAUGACACAGAGAGACAAGAAGCCUGCAAGGAAAAGUGCCCAGCCCAGAAUGACCAGAGGUUUUUUUAAUCAGCAGAAGUGACAUUCUCCACUAAUUGAGCUAUAAAGUGCAGUUCCAGUCUCUCCAUAUUUCUCCCCGGCCAGAGAGUCAUGGCUUGAUUGGUGCUACAACGUUAAUGGGUGGCGCAUGUGUUAGAGUGAGGUUGGGCCUCAGAGACAUUUCCUUCUGCUUAUACAGAUAAGCAUGCCUUUUUCAUAGCAGAACAGUGUUUGGUGUAGGGAACCGCCCAUCCCACAGGCCCAGGUUGCCAAAAGUUCUGUGUGUAACUUGUGAUUAGCUGAAAAUUUCCCUCUCCAAAAAACAAUUGGAGCAGAAUCAUUGAGGGCCAUGUUGCUGAAAUAUGCAGUCAUCACUUGUGUUAGGCUGUUUUACGCUAUCCUGGAAAAUUAAUGCAUAUGGCAAUAAUAAUGAUGAUGAUGAUGAUGGCUUUUUUCUUUUUGUAAAAAUGAGGUGUCAGUAUUCGCAUAUUGAUAAAAGUGCCACGAGCACAGUACUCGCUUGUGCAAAGGACCAGCAUCUCUUCUUUUGCUACCCAUGGCAGUUCUUUUGUGCUCGCCCAGAGGGGUGGAGCUGCAGCAAUAACCUCCCAGUAACAGCAUUGCAGCCUCAAGCUGAGAGGGUUAAAGUCAGGGCUGCAUGGCCCCCCAGUGGAGGCAGUCUUGGUGCUUCCGCCACUGUGUGGCACAGCCCCAACCCCUCCAUGGGGAUGCAAGAAGGCAUCACCUCCCAUUACACCCUGUAUCCAUCGCAUUUAGCUUUAUAGUGUUUGAAUCUCCCAUUGUUACAUGCGCAUUUUGUGACAGGGAAUUUCAUUAGCGUGAGCAGUUUCUGAGCUCAGGGCACAGUACUGCGCCUAAGAUUUCAGAUUAAAACUGCAGAGUAGAAGGAAAGGAGGACCUUUUCCUGCCUCCCCACUUCCAGCUACUCUCUGAAGACUGGAGAAGAGACCCUCUUAAAAAUAUUAGGGAGGUGGGCAGAGGAAGGACUAGACCAUGUGAAAAACGAACAUAAUAUUUUUAGCUGCAGUUCAUUCAUUUUCAGCUUUGUAUUCUUGUUAUUAAAAAAGUGUGCCUAGACAUUCCGUUGUUGCACCCAUAACCUAGGAUUAAGGUGUCAUUUAGCUCCUAGCUUUCAUAUCUCAGUUUCUAACACAGCAGCUCUGUUUCUGUUCUGCUGCAGUUUACCUUCUACCCAAAAUUACGUGAUUUGUGUCAUGUUUUACUGUGGCGAAAUUGCAAAACCUACGUAAUUAAUUACGUAGUUUAUGUUAUUCCACCCUGUUCAUUUCAACGCAAGGGAAGCACCAUGCAAAUUAAUUAGUCACAUAUUGUUGAUGGGCUGAGAGCAAAAACAGUAGAUAUCAGUCGUGUUUACUUGAUUGAUUUCCGUUUCAGACAUGGGACGAAUAGGCAAACAUUUCCACUCCUAUUUCAUUUUUUAAACAUCUCUGUCUUACCUGUCCCUCUCCUGGUAAACAGCCGUGACACUACUGCUGGAGAGCUAUUGUGGCGACUCCACCCACUUCUGCCCAGGUGGGAAUGCUGCCAUGAGUCUGAAAAGGGUUCUGCAUCUCUGGGUUAGAGGAGCAGCUUGACAGAGGAAGAACCCAGGAGAUUCUGUUGCUAGUACUUUAAGCUGCAGCUUCUGAGCCUGACACUUGUCUUGAACUUGCUGAUAGGCAUGGAAUUUCCACGGUGGUCAACUCUUCACUGCGGUUAUUGCAGACAGAUCCCCGCCUGCCUCCCGUGGCUGCAAUAAAUUACAAGCAACACGCACCUGUUGUUUCCUUGCAAACAUAAUACCGCAGUGGGAGAUCCAGUUACAUAUCUUCUUGGCUCAGUGUUUGUUUUGCCAUGUGCAGGAUGAUUGAUAGACUGAAUCUUGAAUACUGUAUAGGUUUUUCCGUUGUUUGUUUAAGUAUAGGUAGUGCCCAAAGCAGUAAGGUAAAGGUAAAGGAACCCUGCCCGUACGGGCCAGCCUUCCAGACUCUAGGGUUGUGCGCUCAUCUCACUCUAUAGGCCGGGAGCCAGCGCUGUCCGCAGACACUUCCGGGUCACGUGGCCAGCGUGACAAGCUGCAUCUGGUGAGCCAGCGCAGCACAUGGAACGCCGUUUACCUUCCCGCUGGUAAGCGGUCCCUAUUUAUCUACUUGCACCCGGGGGUGCUUUCGAACUGCUAGGUUGGCAGGCGCUGGGACCGAACGACGGGAGCGCACCCCGCCGCGGGGAUUCGAACCGCCGACCAUGCGAUCGGCAAGUCCUAGGCGCUGAGGUUUUACCCACAGCGCCACCCGUGUCCCUACCCAAAGCAGUAGUGGUAAACAAAUCGUUGCAAAUUUCUUGCUCCACUCCUGGGGUGUUGGGAAGGACUGCUGGACCAAAGGCAACAUAGUGUCUCUGGGGAUGGUCACAUGAGACUACUACCUUGUUGAAGCUAAGUUGGUCUAGGCAUAGUCUGUGCUUGGAUGGGUGACUUCCAGGAAACUUUGUUUAUGCUGCCUUGGGCUCCAUGAAGGAAAACAACGUGGAACAUAAAUGUAAAAAAUAAUAAAUUUCAGGAAGUCUUCCUUCAGAUUGUGCAUUGUUUCUGAGAAAGAGCCUGCAGGAAUUCUGCUGCUGUUCUUUUUUAAAUUCAAAUUUCCGCAUACAUGUGGAGAACUGAAUUUAAGUUCAGAAAAACAAGAAACCAAGAGAAACUGCAACGGACAGAUUCACCCAUCCAUUGGUGCAAGACAGGACUAUGGCUGGAUGUAAAGCUCAAGCUGCUCUGUAGGAGAGCAGCCCUCUGAUGUUGCUUCAGCAGCCAUCAAAUGAAGACUGAGCUCAAAAUAACCACAGCAGGUGCAUCUAUAUUGCAGCCCUGCCCUCGCUGUAAAGCGACUUACCAGUUAAAGGGCCCUAGGCAGCUCAAUCAGUCUUUUGCUCCAGCAGAGCAGGGAAGACUCUGGUCUCACAAGGGCUUUUGCGAUGGAGGCCUCUGAGUCUGAGGAUGGCAAUGCUAUAUCCUCAGGCUGGGGGGACAUUGGCAGCACAGGUUAAUCUGGUUGAAGCUGUCCUGUCUCGCAGCCAAUACAUGCAAAGAGAUGCACUAAUGUGUAGGUAUGGAAGGGAUCUUUAUUCAGGUACAGGCUCAACAGCAGGCCCAGAGUUCAAGAGCCAUGAUUCAGGAGUGCAGGAAUCGGGCAGCAGGGACAUCUUUACCAUUGGGCAUAGUGGCGCAGCGAGCCAGGGCGCCAAGCAGUAGAGGGCGCCAGGCGGAGAGUCCAGGGAAGGGAGAGUGGGGAGGUAAGCGAGGCGGAGCAGGGGCUUGGUGUCUGCGUGCCUCCAGCGCCCAUCGGAGGCAGGAAGGCUCCAGAUGCUUUCCCGCAGUCCGGAGCUCUCUCCACUGGUUCCGUGACACACCACCACCUCAGCUGUGUGGUGUGUGCUUGCAUCCCAAGCUCUGUGCAUAAUAAACAUGACUCUACCACCACUUCCCCGUCCACUCUACCUCGAAAGAUCCCCGCGCUCGAGGCUACACACUGCAACUGCUGCCCCCAGCACCCCUCCCUCCUUCCCCUGCUUCUCCACUGCCUUGCAGGGAGCCUGCCUCCUCCUGCUGCCCCCACCAACUCUGCACUCCUUCACACGGACUGUUUCCUUCCCCUGCCCAAUCCCCUCCCAGUCACGCUCUCUCCUCCCCAAGCAAGGACGGCGAGACUGCGGCUGAGUGUGCGUGCUUCUCUGCUGCGGUGACGCGGAUGGCCCAGCUCGUGUCGCCUACCCCUGCCAGGACGAGACCCCCGCCUGCCUCCCGUGCCAUCCAGCUGCCCAGCCCCACACCAUGAUCCUGCCGUGGGAGGUGAUGCCCAGCCGCGUGCGAGCAGCACAGGGCAGCAGCACGAGGGCGGGAGCAGCCUUUCCUAAAAAAGGUCAACAACUUUGGGGUCCCCCCCUUAAAAAAGGUUGACAACUCUGGCGGGGCGCCAGAGGGAUCUUUGCACCACGGCGCUGGAUAUGCUUAAGACGGCCCUGUCGGGCAGUAAAGUCAGAACUGGAUGGAAGCAAUGAAGAUGCCCCAAAAGUUGCCACUCCCCCAUCUGCCAAGCUUUUGAAAAUGAGGCGCGGUGCACUCACUGGUGGGGCUCGCUCGCUUUGCAGAAAUGUUGGGAUUGCCGCCGCCUGCUGCUUUGGGGUUGGUGGGUCUUCUCCCAUCCAUGGAGGCAGAUCCUGGUUCUAGGCAACAAUACAGCAUCCUCCCGUUCAGGUGCCUGAUCAAUUGCAGCCCCCUCCUGAGCUGCCUCCCACUUCGGCUGCCCACUGUCUCCACAGAGGCGUUCUGCUCUGCUGGAAGGUCGGGGGGUAGGGAGCCACCAUCCCUUCUCUCCCUUCUAAAGUGGCUGAAGUCAAGGCACAGAUAGCCCCCUCCACUAACCCCAGUUCCCAUCGUUCAGGCUUCCCCUUCUCUUUUGCUUCCUCCUCUUGUAUUGGGGCCUGCCAAUCUAAGCCCAAGCCUUCCUGGUUCUAGAUUCAGGUCCAGCUGCCCAGGCUGUGAGCAUUUGGAGUUGAAUGCUUAGCAGAGUCUUAACUAUACACGGAAUACCGGUUGGAGGAGCUCUUUGUACAAUAGAUACAAUCUCAUUGGGACUCCAGGUUUAGGAAAGUAACAAAGCUAAUGUUUAUUGUUGGAAAUAUGUGUUUGAUAGGAAAGAUCCUAGUUUUCCCUGAGUAAUUGAGCCACGCUUGCUCUGGCAUCUCAACAGGACAAAUCUCAAAAUAAAUCUGUUCUCAUAAGGGGUCUUGGAGAAGAAGGGGGAAGGUGAGGAGGAAGUGAGGUCUGCAAUCAUAAGAUUACCUGCGGGAAGAUCAACAGGUCAGGCACAAGCAGGACAAUCUAGGAAGCCUGGAAGUUCCUCUCUCUCUCUACCUUUUCUCAUGCAGAUACAUUAGCUGAUACAGUGCAAGCUGAGUUGCACCCUGUCACUUCCAACAAAAGCAAGUAUUUAAUGGGUUCAAGAGGGCACUAAUUAUUCUUUUUGUGUGUGGGUGUUCACUAGGUACUCUCUUCCUUUGGACGUUCUGGCCCAGCUUCAAUUCUGUGUUGGUAGAGAAUGAAGAGGAAAAAAUGGUUGCCAUUUACAACACCUAUUUUGCAAUGGCUACAAGUGCUGUGGCCGCAUUUGCGUUCUCGAAGGCUACCAGUAGUGAUGGGACGUUCCACAUGGUAAGUUAGAAGUUUCUGUUCCCUAACUUUCUAGAGCAUGGGUAGGCAACCUAAGGCCCGGGGGCCGGAUCUGGCCCAAUCACUUUCUACAUAUGGCCCGCGGACGGUCCGGGAAUCAGUAUGUUUUUACAUGAGUAGAAUGUGUCCUUUUAUUUAAAAUGCAUCUCUGGGUUAUUUGUGGGGCAUAGGAAUUCGUUCACCCUCCGCAAAAAAAAUAUAGUCCAGCCCCUCACAAGGUCUGAGGGCAGUGGACCAGCCCCCUGCUGAAAAAGUUUGCAGACCCCCGUUCUAGAGGGACUUUCUCCUAACUAGAGAGACAGGCGGAAGAGAGAUGCUUGCACUUCCAAGCAACCUGUUUAUUGAGAAAUCAUCCUGAUUUGCUUGCAUAUUUGCUUUCAUUGGUUAUGUAAUGAGCAUUCCCUCUCAGUUAUUUGCGUGGAGACUGGAGAAUGCGUGCAUCAAAGCAAGUGCCCGUCUCACACUUCCAGUGCAGGUCCCCAUCACUUUCAUUAUCGCAGAAAGUCUGAUCUUCUGGGGAAACUUGCUUGUUGCACAAGACCUAAUGGUCAGCUAGAACUGCGCAACUUGAAUUUGCUGAUAUAUGGUGGACAGGCUGGUUCUGCAGCCUAACUGGUGCCUGGCUGCUGGUAAUCCUGAUUCAAGACAUGCACACGCGCACCCACACAAACAUCUACACACCCACCCACCCAUCAGCGUUUUUCACCCGUAAAACGUUUCCAGCCAACUUUUUUCAUUCCUCACUUUCUUCUUUUGCUUGUUCUACAGGCCCACAUCCAGAAUGCCACUCUGGCUGGUGGGGUUGCUAUUGGCUUCUCAGUUUCCAUCAUCCAAUACCCUUGGAUUGCGAUGACUUUAGGUCUGGCAGCUGGGGCAGGCUCUGUACUUGGCUUUGCCUUUUUACAGGUAACAGUUCCCAUUUUGAACCAUCCCAUUUUAGAUUGUGGGCAAGGAGAAGCGGGCAUUUUUUUGCCUGAGGCAAAGGGCAAAAUGGCGCCUCCUCCAUUCCUUGUGCAAAAGCCAGUCAGGUUGGCAGUUGUCUCUCAUUUCAACAGUGGUGAUAAGACCGAGUCUCAUCUUCACCUGAGAGCAGCAGGCGGGUUUAGUGGGAUGGUGCUUAAAGUUGUUUCUUGUCUCUGAAGCAUCUGUUGUUGGAGGCAGCUUCCUCACAUUGCCUAAUGGUAGGGCCAGACCCAAGAAGGAGACCUGCACACGUCAUCUUACAGAGCAGUUGGGGAAUCCUUGACUCUUUUGAUUAUGAAACCCUAUCCAUUUUAUUAUUACAUUUAUACUCCACCUUUCCUCUGAGGAGGUCAAAGUGGCAUGAAUGGUAUUCCUCCCUCUCCAUUUUAUACUCACAUCAAUGCUGUGAGGUAGGAUAGGCUGAGGGACUGUGGCUGGCCCAGUGAGCUUCAUAGCUUACUGAGGAUUUGAACCUUGGUCUUCCUGGUCCUGGUCUGACUGCAAACCACUAUGCCACACAGGCUCUCUUGGGUCUUUUUCAACGUAUGCUAGUCUUUUCCAGUCUUGUUGUUCUAAACUUCUUAAUGCCAGAAACUGAACCUUCCUGAUCUACUGCUAAGCAGUGUCCCCCUCUCUGUGCUUCCAUGACAUUGUGGCAGACAAGACAGUCCUGCUUAUAGCCAGCCCACAAGCCCUUCAACAGCUACCUUCUGAUUUGCAGCGUUAAAGGUUAUUCACAUGACUCUUUAGCUGCACACAUCCCAUACAUUUAAACUACUCCCUGCCCAAGAUUCUUGGGAACUGAAGUUUAUUGAAGGUGCUGGGAAUUGCAGCUGCGUUAAAUUAAAUUACAGUUCCUUUUGGAGGAGCUACAUGAUUGAAAUGUGCUUUGAAUUUAUGGUGUUUACACAGCAUUUGUGUUUUUCACAUGUACCCUUCCCAUCAAACUCAGAAGCGCCUGAAACCAGCACUCAGGAUUCAUGAUACCUGUGGAGUUCUUUACACAUUUGGCCUGCCCAGUUUGAUUGGAGGGAUCACCCGCAUUAUUCUUAUCCUAAUAGACAGCCAGGAAGACCUAGAAGGGUAGGUGGAAUCUCUCUCUCAAAUGUUAUCUCCUCUGAACUUUUCAAGAUAGUUAUUGGGCCCCACCAGGAAGUGUGUAGACAGAAAGCUUGCACCACCUUGAGGGUUUUAUUUUAAAAAGUUUUAAAGGCAAGGGAGGGGGGAAAGGAAAUACUAUCCACUGUAGUACUGGACAUCAUCUAGGAAAAAUUCAAUUGAAACAAGUCAGUGGAAAGCUCUUGGUCAGUAGUAACACACUUGAAGUGUGUGCCCUCCAGUUUCUCUUCAGUGUCCUGUGGUUCAAUGGCAAUUGUGAAGGAGGUCUUUGUAAGAUCAGCUGGUGUGAAAAGGGCUCUCUAAAUAGAGAAAGUUUAAAAACAGCAGACAGAGAUAGUAAGGAAGGAUUGAUCUUCUAAAUUUUGUUCCUUUAAUUUUCUCUUUGGUCUAGGUGGCUGCAUUUCUGCUGCAGUUUGUGAUAGACUUCACAAAAAACUGCCAGCAUCAUAUUGCACAUUGCCCCUUACAUAUUUUUGUAUGCAAUUUUGCCUAACAUAACAUGUUUGCAAACCAUUUUCUUUAAUGUGUUACAUUUUUGUAUAUACAUUUUUAAGCACACUCACUCCUUAUAUAGUUUUUUUAACACAUGUUUGCUGGGAUAGCAGCAUAGCAAAAUUCAGAGAAGUGCAAAUGUCAAAGAAUGGUUAUGUUUUGAUUCAUGCAAAUGUUUUUGGAAAUGCAAAUUAAAUCACUUCAUAUUAUAUGAAUUGUGGAUCACACGGAAUUCUCCCCCAUCAAUAACAGAGUGUAAGGCCUAUGGAAAAACACCAAGACUGUAGCACUGAAUAAGUGGUAAAGUAUUCACUGGUUUGUGAAUGGUUUUUGUUGUUGUGAUUUUCAGAAUGGGUUAUUUGGCUUUGAUUGAACUUGGUGCAUCCUGCGCGAUCAUUUCCCUGGGUCUGAUGGCUGGAUUCAUUACAGGUCUGUUAUCGCAAACACUCUUUGUGAUUUUCUAUGGAGCUAAAUCCUCUCCUUUCCUUGAAUGCUACUGGUGUCUGAUUGCUCAAUGGACACACAUUGUACCUUUUCAAUGCUGCACCAAGCAAGGGGCUAGACUGGAUGAUCCACUGGAUAUGUGGAGUAGCAGAGGAGGAAGCAAAGAUAAAGUGAAAACUUCAAGAAUGCUUGAUAAUGUCAGUAGAUGUAGAAACUAACAAAGAAGCAGGAGAAUUUGCCCUGGAUCAAACUGAGUGAUAAUAUACCCCAUCAAGCACCACCCACUAGUGUAGAUGGGAAAAGAAUUUAACUGAAAGCACUCAUGUGUGGAUGAAUGUGCUCUAAAGUGCCACAUGGUAAACUCGGAUCUGUGUGACCUAUGUGCAUGUUAAUGCUCUGGUGUGUGCACAGCCUAUGCCACACUUUAGGCUUAAGAGAGACAUCACUUAUCUGCCUCAUUUAAUGGGUCUAGGGGAUGCAAGCCUAUAAUUUUUAAUUCCUACAUAUAUGUUCAUACAGGUCUAUCAAGCGAAAAACUAGUGUUCCAACAGUCAAAUAGCUACGGUUGGAGGAUGUGCUUCAACAGUGAACUUAGGCCCGAGCUAUGUAUUUAGUGGUAUCAUACCACUUUAAACAAUAAUGGCUUUCUCCAAAUAAUCCUCAUAACUAUAGGUUCUUAAGGAUGCUGAGUACAAUUAGGAGACCCUUAUUCCUGUCACAGAGAUACAAUUCCGAGAGUUCCAUGGGAGGAGGGAUUGACUGUUAAACUGCUCUGAGAGUUGCAACUCUGAGGUGAACAGGCGUCUCCUAGCAACUCUCAACACCCUUACCCAACUACAGUUCCCAGGAUUCUUUGGGGGAAACAAUUACUAUUUAAAGCUGUAUGAUACUGCUUUCAGUGUAUAGUGCAUAUGGGGCCUUAGAGGGUACAGUGAAAGGUAUUUUGGGAAAGGUUUGUCGCUUUUCAGUACAUAUUUUGCAUUCUUUUCCCAAUGUCUUAGGUUUCUUACUAACUUUUGAAUUCUGGAAAGCACCUCCUAUAACAAAGUAUUUUGAUGAUCAAGCUUUUUGGGAGGUAAGUUUUUAAAUUUCACACUAGCUAUUAGUCACUGUGCUAACUGUUCUCUAUCCACUUUCCAUGCCGUUUUUAAUUUUAUAAACCUCUACCGUGCCCCCUCUUACCCACUUUUUCUCUAAACUUAAAAGCCUUAGAUGUUAUAACCUUUCCUCAUAGAAAAAUUCAAUAAUGUUUCUUUGUUUUUAGUUUCCACAUUUAGCUGCUGGAUAUUGAAUACAGGCAUCAAGACUGCAGUAAACUAGUUGUGGAAGAUUUUGUCGAUCUGCCAUUAAAGCCACCAGAAGUUGUAUAACCUUUUCGUAGGAACCAUUUGUUUGCAAGACUGAAUGAGCUACAUUACUGCUUCAUUAAGGAGGCUGCCAACCGCCUUCUUUUCUCUAAGGCAUACUAUUUACAGCUGAACCUGCAAAAUGCUGAGGAUUUUGUUGGGGUGUGUGUGUGCGCGUAUUAAAUGUGGAUUUUACCUCAUUUGACCUCCCUCUGCCAGCACCUUAAAUGCAGCGGUUUUAAAAACUUUCCACACUGAGUUGUCUGUUGUAAAAUUCUUGCCACCUGGCAGAGGAUUCUGGGGGCAUUUUCUAGGUGGCGCACUUUCAGCUGUUGCACCUUGCAAGGGAGUGACUGGUAAUGUGGAAAAGUUGUACAAGUGUACAGUGUGAUAUAUGACGCUAAGUAUUUUAUAAUAUGCUAUGCCUCCACAGUUGUAAUUUUAUAUCCCCAUAUGCCUACCAUCUUUCUUACUGCUACCACUGCCUUUAAUGUCCCAAUUAACCCUGUGCAUAAAUGGCCUAAGUGGAUUGUGACUCCAGCUGAAAAAUACUAAAGCAAUGAAGUCAGCAUGGGAAAUGAACUGCUGCUUACUAUCACAAACUGAAUGUUAGAACACUGCCUCUACAGCACCACCAUAAAGCCACCAGUAACAAGAGAAGAGCCAUCAUACUUGGAAGUCACAGGCCCAGCAGAAACUUCAGAAGCAUGGUAACAUUUCAGUUAAUAGUUCAGGUGUGGGAAACCUUUGGCCUGCCAGAUGUUAAUAAACUACAGCUCCCAUCAGUCUUAGCAAGCAUGGCCAAGGGCUAGGAAUGGUGGGAGCUGUAGUUCAGCAACAUCUGGAAGGCCCAAAGUUCCCCACACCUGGUACUUAAGUCUCCCCCAGAAAAAAGCAGCCUAAUAAUUGGUUGCUAUGGUGCCAAUCAGCCUGUCAUGCACUGGAUAACCUUGCAAGGUACAAAAGAAGCAGCUCAGAUCCAGGCAGAAAAUGUGUAAGAACUCCAGCUAGAGGGACCCAUUUGUGGGCAAGACCUCUGCACCCCUAGGAUCAGUGGAAGCUUCCAUCUUGCUUAGCUCCACCUGCCCAUCAUUCUGCUUUCUAGGCUGACCAUCAGAGAGAGCACCCAUUCCCGCUAAAUAUCCCAGAGGCACUUGUGUGAAUGAGUGUGACCUCUCUAACUUUGAUUUCUGAAUUGCAUUCAAUAAAUGUGUUGUUUUGCCUUCCCCCACCCAAGACUCACUAAAUUACUUCAGCUUCAGUACAGAUCAACUGUAUGCACAACAAAGGAACCCCAAACACAGCUGGAAAGCCACCCCUUAAUAAAUCUAGAG